Molecule: messenger RNA, 354 nt
Organism: Racocetra persica
Lineage: Eukaryota; Fungi; Glomeromycota; Glomeromycetes; Diversisporales; Gigasporaceae
Source: the annotation of a GenBank genome assembly
AUGUCUGACAAUUCAAACGCCAACGUUGAUUCUCAACAAGAAUUGCAAUCCCUUCGACAGCUUCGCGCGAGUUUGACCAGUCUAGAUGUUUUGACUAAACAAAUUUUGCAAGAUCUCGAAAUUAUGACUAGAAAUUACGAAUCUAUCAAUGCAAAUACUGAUUAUGAACCUUUUGUUAACUAUGAAUCUGAUGAUAAUUAUGGAUCUGUCGAUGAUUAUGAAUCUGUCAAUAACUAUGAAUCUAGCUUUAAGAAGUCAGAGGAAGAAAUCCCAGUCAUCGAUCUAACGGAAGCAAAUUCGUAUUCACCUUUUGAUGAUUUUGAGGUUAUUGCUACUCAAUCAGUAAUUAUUUGA